ACGCCGCUCUGCAGCGGGGCAUGGACCGGGGCGCCCGCGCCCUGCGCCCCGCCGAGCUCGCCACGCGCCCCGGAGCCCCCCGCGCCCCCUCGACCGCUCCCGGGGCCGGCGCUGGACCAGAGACCCCCCCACCCCGCUCUGCAUCCGCACGGUCGGCUGGCACCGUGCCCCACGCUGAGGACAGACCAGGUGGGCUGGCGCCACCCAUGGAAUCGCCCCUGGGGCUGCCAGUACGGGUGCCCGCACCCCUCGACUCACUCGGCCUCCAGUCCAGAACCAGGGACUGAAGCCGAGGAAGGAGACACCCGCUUAAGGAAGAAGAUCUGUGCUCUGGGAGGGGCGUGGGGUCUAGUGGUUAGCGCGGGGGGGCUGGACGCCAGGGCUCCUGGGUACUAUCUCUGGUUCCAGGAGGUUAUUGGAGUCUAGUGGUUAGAGCAGGGAACCCGGACUCCUGGGUUCUAUCCCCCACUGUGGGAGGUUAUUGGGGUCUAGUGGUUAGAGAGUUUUAGGACCCAGGACUCCUGGGUUCUAGAGACGAUCCCCUGUCUCCAGCCACAAGUGGGGAGGAGGGUGCUGGUGCAAGGAAGUCCCCGUUGUCUGGUUGGGUGGGUGGCCCCACCCCAUCCCCCUGUCAAGCUGGAGUCCCUGAAGCGCUGGAAUGAGGAGAGGGUGGUGUGGUGUGAGAAGGGGGUUCAGAUCCUCCUCACCACCGUCGGGGCCUUCGCAGCCUUCGGCCUCAUGACCAUCGCCAUUGGCACCGACUACUGGCUCUACGCCCGCGCCUUCAUCUGUAACACCACCAACAUCUCCAGUGAGGAGAUGCCCCACAAGGACAAGAAGGACCCAGGGGGCCUCACCCACUCUGGCCUCUGGAGGAUAUGCUGCCUGGAAGGCCUGAAGAGGGGUGUGUGCGUGAAAAUUAACCACUUCCCCGAGGACACAGAUUACGACCACGACAGCGCAGAGUAUCUCCUGCGUGUGGUCCGCGCCUCCAGCAUCUUCCCAAUCCUCAGCGCCAUCCUGCUGCUGCUGGGGGGGUUCUGCGUGGCUGCCAGCCGGGUCUACAAGUCCAAGCGCAACAUCAUCCUGGGUGCCGGAAUCCUAUUCGUCGCUGCUGGCCUCAGCAACAUCAUCGGGGUGAUUGUGUACAUCUCAGCCAACGCCGGGGACCCGGGCACCAAGCGGGACGACGAGAAGAAAAGCCACUACUCCUACGGCUGGUCCUUCUACUUCGGGGGCCUGUCCUUCAUCCUGGCCGAGAUGAUCGGGGUGCUGGCCGUCAACAUCUACAUCGAGAAGAACCGGGAGGCCCACUGCAAGAGCCGCACCGAGUUGCUGAAGAACCCCUCGUCCUCCUCCAACGCCAUCCUGCGCCUGCCCAGCUACCGCUUCCGCUACCGGCGCCGCUCCCGCUCCAGCUCCCGCUCCACCGAGCCCUCGCAGUCGCGGGACGCCUCGCCUGUGGGCCUCAAGGGCUUCCCCUCCACCGACAUCUCCAUGUACACCCUCUCGCGGGACCCCUCCAAGGCCAACGUCAGCAGCCUCUACGGGGCCGAGCGGGAGGGGGCCGGCGGGGGCUUCCUGCAGCUCCACAACACCUUCCCCAAGGACCCCGGCGUGACGGUGACGGUUACAGGGCCCGGCGCGGCCGGCGCCACCGGCACCCUUGGCAAGGACGCCUCCUCCAACACCAACACGCUCAAUCGGAAGACCACACCCGUGUAGGGGCAGCCGGGCGGGGGGCUGGCGGCGGGGGACCGGGCCGAGGGACGCGGCGGCCGUGGAGAGCCGCGGUGCAAGGCGGGACGGGAGAGCGUUAGGCUAAUGAAGGGGCAUUCUUAGCAAAGUGUCUUUCGAACCCUGUGUUCCUUCCCUCCUGCGUUCAGUUGUUUGUUCAGUCGUUUGUUCAUUUGUUCUCUUUUUAAUUUUAACUUUUACUAAUUCUUUCUUUCUUCCAUUCUAGUGCCAAUUUUCUUUCUUUCUUUCUUUCUUUCUUUCUUUCUUUCUUU
Messenger RNA from Chrysemys picta bellii (western painted turtle), 2009 nucleotides. It is a transcript of the gene CACNG8, whose product is annotated as calcium voltage-gated channel auxiliary subunit gamma 8. The record is from RefSeq and is a predicted model, not a curated record. Gene Ontology annotation, molecular function: channel regulator activity; voltage-gated calcium channel activity. Lineage: Eukaryota; Metazoa; Chordata; Testudines; Emydidae. Gene Ontology annotation, cellular component: postsynaptic density membrane; AMPA glutamate receptor complex. Gene Ontology annotation, biological process: neurotransmitter receptor internalization; postsynaptic neurotransmitter receptor diffusion trapping; positive regulation of synaptic transmission, glutamatergic.